AGCUCACAGGAACCCUCCAAAAAAAAGAUGGCGGCGGGCUCGGAUCUGCUGGAUGAGGUUUUCCUGAACACGGAGGUGGAUGAGAAGGUGGUGAGCGACCUGGUGGGCUCCCUCGAGUCCCAGCUGGCGGCCUCCGGCCAUCACCACCAGCACCACAAGGCGCAGGAGCCCCUCAGGACCGCUGGGGGGCUGCUGGGGAACCAUGUUGUGAGCAGCAGUAGCAGCAGCAGCAGCCCUAGCCCUAGCCCUGGAGGAGUAGUAGUAGGAGGCAAUGCUAAUGUCCAAACAGAGAGCAGCAGCAGCAGCAAGAUGGGACUCAGUGCCCCAGAGAUCACAAAAGCAGGGGCUGGAGGAGUGCAAGGGGGUGUUAUUAAUCAUAACACCAGGUCCCAGAGUUCAGCUCUGGAUGGAGCCACUACAACCAGCACCACCACUGCUGCAGCAGCAGGAGGAGGCGGAUCUGAAGCUGCUGCUGCUCCAGGGACCCUCAGUCAGGGCAAAUCUGUGGUUAUCAGUACAAUGGCAACUGCCUUAUCCACCAGGAAUGGCAAAAUUGGGACCACAACGGUGCAGACUUUGAAUGGGAGUAAUGUGGUGAUGAACUCUCACCAUUCGGGAAGUACUUCUUUCUCUGGGACUCCUGCAACUGCUAAUCCUGCUGCUGCACCUACUGUUGCCCCUCUAGUUAACAAUGGACCUGGAUCUGUGGGGAAAGGAAAUACAGUUAAUGCUGUUUUGCCUUCAGCUUCUAACACUGUCAUCCAGACUUCUUUCCUCAGCACCGCUGUGUCCUCCACCUCAUCCCCAUCCCCCACAGUAAUCUCUUCACAGCCGUCACCAAGCAUUGUAGGUGCGGGGCCUACUGUAGCACUGGUGAGACCACCAAUUCACACAGCAGGACCCACGGUUGCUGCAGCUGCUGCAGCCACUCAGAAUGGGAGCAAUACUGUGAUCAAUUCAGCCAUCAGUGUGGGUGUAGGGAGUUUUCCUGCUGUUGCUGCAGUCACUGUGGGCUCUGGAGUUUCCCUCCAAACACCACUUGUGAACAGUCAACCUGGUUCCAGUGUGCCAGCAGCACCCACUACACAGGUCAUCAAAUCAGAGUCUCCUAAAACUAUAGUGCAUGCAGUAUCCCAGCAGCAGACACUAGUUGCUAGUGGCCAGCCCAGUACUACAGGGGGUAACAUGAUAAUUGGGCAAACUAUGCAAGCUGGGCUCUCCAAUGUGGCUCCCAAUCCUGGAGGGAUACCUCCAGCAGCUCCUGGUACCCCUACAGGAAUGGCUAAGGGCACUACCAGUACAGUGGCACAAAGUUUGCCAAGGACUCCAACAGCAACUACAAGUGGUAUCAGAGCAACUUUGACUCCUACAGUUUUAGCACCACGUCUGCCUCAGGCACCUCAGAAUCCAACUAAUAUUCAGAACUUUCAAUUACCACCAGGCAUGGUCUUGGUACGUAGCGAAAAUGGACAGUUACUGAUGAUCCCUCAACAAGCCUUGGCACAAAUGCAGGCACAUGCCCAGUCCCAGCCUCAAAAUACCAUGACUCCUCGUCCUGCAACACCUACCAGUGCCCCCCCAGUACAGAUAUCAACAGUGCCGGCUCCUGGAACACCUAUAAUUGCACGGCAGGUGACACCAACUACUAUAAUCAAGCAGGUGUCUCAGGCUCAGACAACUGUACAGCCUACGACAACAUUACAGCGUCCUCCUGUAGUGCAGCCUCAGAUAGUUCUGGGUGGUACCGCACAAACAACAGCAUUAGGAACAGCGACAGCAGUACAGAGUGGAACUCCUCAGAGAACUGUGCAAGGAGCAACAGCAACCUCCACUGCUGCCACAGAAACUAUGGAGAAUGUGAAGAAAUGCAAGAAUUUUCUAUCUACAUUAAUAAAACUGGCUUCAUCUGGAAAACAGUCUUCAGAGACUACAGCUAAUGUGAAAGAGCUAGUACAAAACUUGUUGGAUGGAAAAAUUGAAGCAGAAGACUUUACCAGUAGGCUGUACCGAGAACUUAAUUCUUCACCGCAACCUUAUCUUGUGCCUUUCCUGAAGAGGAGUUUACCUGCCUUGAGACAGUUAACCCCAGACUCAGCAGCUUUUAUUCAGCAAAGUCAACAGCAGCAGCCCACAACGCAAGCAACAACUGCGCUGACAGCAGUGAUGCUGAGCAGCUCAGUUCAGCGCACAGCAGGAAAGGCCACUGCCACUGUAACAAGUACUCUCCAGCAGCCUGUAAUUAGUCUAACUCAGCCUACGCAAGUUGGGGUUGGCAAACAAGGGCAACCUACACCACUGGUUAUCCAACAGUCUCAAAAAGCAGGGGCAUUGAUAAGGCCUCCACAGGUAACAUUGACACAGACCCCUAUGGUAGCGUUGCGGCAACCACAUAAUCGUAUUAUGCUUACAACUCCUCAACAAAUUCAGCUGAACCAACUUCAGACAGUACCUGUGGUAAAACCAACAGUAUUACCUGGAAACAAAGCUCUGUCCACUGUUUCAGCACAAGCAGCUGCUGCUCAAAAGAAUAAACUGAAAGAACCUGGGGGAGGUUCUUUCAGGGAUGAUGAUGAUAUUAAUGAUGUGGCGUCAAUGGCUGGGGUCAACCUAUCAGAAGAGAGUGCCCGGAUUUUGGCAACAAAUUCUGAGUUAGUGGGCACAUUAACAAGGUCCUGUAAAGACGAAACGUUCCUGCUUCCAGCAUCUUUGCAAAGAAGGAUACUAGAAAUAGGUAAAAAACAUGGAAUAACGGAAAUCCAUCCCGAUGUAGUUAGUUAUGUAUCACAUGCAACACAACAAAGGUUACAAAACCUUGUAGAAAAAGUAUCGGAGACUGCCCAACAAAAGAAUAUUUCUUAUAAGGAUGAUGAAAGAUAUGAGCAAGCAAGUGAUGUUCGGGCACAGCUCAAGUUCUUUGAACAACUUGAUCAAAUAGAAAAACAGAGAAAAGAUGAACAAGAAAGGGAAAUCUUAAUGCGCGCAGCAAAGUCUCGGUCUAGACAAGAAGACCCAGAACAGCUUAGAUUGAAACAGAAGGCCAAGGAGAUGCAGCAACAAGAGCUAGCACAAAUGAGACAGAGGGAUGCCAACUUAACUGCGUUAGCUGCAAUUGGUCCCAGAAAGAAAAGAAAAGUGGAUUCUCCAGGAUCUGGAUCAGGGACAGAGGGAUCCAGUACAAGUACAGCGGUCCCAGGCAGCUCUGGAGUUGGAACAACCAGACAGUUUACGCGACAAAGGAUAACGCGGGUGAACCUCAGGGACCUCAUAUUUUGUUUAGAAAAUGAGCGAGAGACAAGCCAUUCACUAUUGCUAUACAAAGCAUUCCUUAAGUAAAAUGGGAAAGAUCAAGGUAUUUUUGACGGAGACACGCCUGAGGACAUUUUUUAUAUAUUUGCAGAUUACGCCUUUUUGUAACAAGCAAAUGGGAUAUUGUUUAAAAAACAACCACCUCUUUACAUGGAACAGUUUUAUAUUCCUGUUUAUAAAAAAACUCUUCAGUACAAGAGAAAUACGUUUCUGUAACAGUGAGGAUACUUACAAGGCCUGUGGAUACUAUAAAUGGACAAUUAAACUUAACUCAUCUCUUGAUUGAGUGGCCUUCUUGCCAAACAAGCCAUAUAUAAAGACUGACGGAAUCGUUUAGCAAAUAACUAGCUACCCUUUGUCAUACCUGUAGCAGUUUCAACAUUAAUUGUGCAUUAUAGUUCAGUUUUACUUAACUAAAUUGAUUACAUAGGUAUAUGUCUACAGCAGAUGACCUCAUUUCAUUUAUCUUUUUUUAAACAGUCAGUUAGCAAAGCGAACUGAUUUUUAAGAAUAUUUAUCUUCCCCCAAAUGUUCAAAUUCUAGAGGGAUAUACAAUUAAUUGAAACAUAACCUCAAUUUUUAAUCACAUUAUUGCUUACUAGAGGCCCUGAAAUCCCAUAAAGGAGGGUUACUUCUGAAUGUUUUUAUCUGCAUCUGUAAAAAUGCAUUUUAUUUGCUAUAGUUUGUAAAGCUGUAAAGUUUAAAAAAAGGAAAAAAGGAAAAAAAAAAAAAAAAGAAAAAAACCUUUU
Messenger RNA from Pelodiscus sinensis (Chinese soft-shelled turtle), 4055 nucleotides. It is a transcript of the gene TAF4, whose product is annotated as TATA-box binding protein associated factor 4. Lineage: Eukaryota; Metazoa; Chordata; Testudines; Trionychidae. The record is from RefSeq and is a predicted model, not a curated record. Gene Ontology annotation, biological process: DNA-templated transcription; transcription initiation at RNA polymerase II promoter. Gene Ontology annotation, cellular component: transcription factor TFIID complex. Gene Ontology annotation, molecular function: DNA binding; RNA polymerase II general transcription initiation factor activity; protein heterodimerization activity.